AUGGCGUAUAAUCAAGGGUACGGAGGUCAACAACAAGGGUAUGGAGGUCAACAGCAAGGUUAUGGAGGAUACGGGCAGUCGCGUGGACCUGGUGGGUGGCAGGCAGGUCCCCCGCAGGGACCGCCUCCAGGCGCGGAUCCACAGCUGUGGACCUGGUUUAGCUCGGUCGAUUCGGAUCGAUCUGGAGCUAUCAGUGCCAACGAGCUGCAACAAGCGUUAGUCAAUGGAGAUUGGUCUCCAUUUGAUUUGGACACUGUCAAGAUGUUAAUGAGCAUUUUCGAUACUGAUCGGUCCGGGACGAUUGGGUUCAACGAGUUCUCUGGGCUCUGGCGGUACAUCAAGGACUGGCAAGGUGUAUUCAAACAUUUCGACCGGGACAACUCUGGAUCUAUUGAUGGUCAGGAGCUGUCGCAAGCCAUGAACCAGUUUGGCUAUCCGUUGAACCCACAGCUUUUGGACUUGGUGCAGCGGAAAUAUGACGUCAAAGGCGCAGCGCCGAUCCCAGGAGGACCCCCUCCUGGUAUCACAUUCGACCGAUUUGUGAGGGCUUGUGUUGUGGUCAAAUCCUUGACCGAAAGCUUCCGCCGACUUGAUACGGACCGUGAUGGCUGGAUCCAGAUCAAUUAUGAUACGUUUAUCCACACCUGCCUGAGCGCACCGUAA
Molecule: messenger RNA, 663 nt
Organism: Rhizoctonia solani
Lineage: Eukaryota; Fungi; Basidiomycota; Agaricomycetes; Cantharellales; Ceratobasidiaceae
Product: EF-hand 1, calcium-binding site protein
Exons: 7
Coding region: 1-663 (220 amino acids)
Molecular function (GO): calcium ion binding
Source: RefSeq, a predicted model, not a curated record